This is a messenger RNA of Aaosphaeria arxii CBS 175.79, 414 nucleotides long. RefSeq lists its product as uncharacterized. The record is from RefSeq and is a predicted model, not a curated record. The transcript has a single exon. Bases 54 to 317 code for a protein of 87 amino acids. NCBI's taxonomy places the organism in Eukaryota, Fungi, Ascomycota, Dothideomycetes, Pleosporales.
CGGUACGGACUAGGUAGAAGAGCAAUGUUCCAAUUUCUGAUUGUGUUGCUUCCAUGUACUUAUUUAUAUAUAAUACAGUGCGUAUGUGUAUGUACAUAGCGAGAGAGAGCCGUCAACUAGUGUCUGUCCGCUGCCAAGCCAAAACUUCCCUUUCCGUCCAAAAAACCAAAAAUGUCUUUUCCAUCAGCAAAAAAGAAAUGCAAAAAAAUCAGUCGAUACACCAGCCCACACAACCCAUUCCAACCAAAGCAAGAGUAUUCCAGCGCCGCCGUCCAAUGGUGAAUACGCGUCUGCAGAAUUGCUUCCCUCGACAGUAGUAUUCAUUGCUUAGGUCCGUCCAGCAUCCUUAGUUACCUGAAGGAGUGGAUUAACGGACACCACCGGACUCGAACUGGGCUCUCGGCCAAGGUCAGG